AUGCCCGGCGGAGCGCGCAGCGAUCCGCUGCCUGAGCUUACGCGCCCCUACCUGGCGCUGGGUCUCGAGGGCAGUGCAAACAAGCUUGGCGUAGGUGUGAUCCGGCACUCGCCGCCCACGACCGAUGGAUUCGGCGCGCAGCUAAACUAUGCACAGGUCGACAUCCUGUCGAAUGUGCGCCAUACCUAUGUGACGCCCCCCGGGCAGGGCUUCCUUCCGAGUGAUACGGCGAAGCACCACAAGCACUGGAUUGUGCAAGUAGUGACCGAGGCUGUGCGCUCCAGUGGUCUCCAGAGCCUGGACGAGGUGGACUGCAUCUGUUUCACGAAAGGGCCAGGGAUGGGCGCGCCGCUGCAAGCCGUGUCGCUCGUCGCGCGCACGCUCGCGCUGAUGUACAAGAAGCCAUUGGUCGGCGUAAACCACUGUGUCGGCCACAUCGAGAUGGGCCGUACAAUCACCGGCGCAAUGAACCCCGUCGUGCUGUACGUCUCAGGCGGAAAUACCCAGGUCAUUGCGUACUCGGCGCAGCGCUACCGCAUCUUUGGCGAGACACUCGAUAUCGCAGUGGGCAACUGUCUCGACCGCUUUGCGCGAGUCAUUGGCCUAAGCAACGACCCCUCGCCGGGCUACAAUAUCGAAAAAGAGGCCAAGCGCGGCAAGCGCCUGAUGCCCUUGCCGUACGGCACCAAAGGCAUGGACGUUUCGCUGGCCGGCAUGCUCAGCGCGACCGAGGCGUAUACCAAAGACAAAAAGUUCCGCCCAAAUGCACCGCUCGUCUCUGACACGCCGGUCGGUGCGCUGGCCAACGGUGGACUGCUCGCCGCCACCGCGAAGCAUGCCGUCGAGGCAGAGCCCGAGCCCGCGGCGCCGUCCUGCGACCUCGACGGCAACCAGGUCGAGGCCAUUACGCCGGCCGAUCUAUGCUUUAGUCUGCAAGAGCACAUCUUUGCCAUGCUCGUCGAGAUCACCGAGCGUGCCAUGGCGCAUAUUGGCAGCCGCGACGUGCUGAUCGUCGGCGGCGUGGGCUGCAACGAGCGUCUCCAAGAGAUGAUGGGCAUCAUGGCCCAGGAGCGCGGCGGCAAUGUGUUUGCCACCGACGAGCGCUUCUGCAUCGACAACGGUAUCAUGAUUGCGCACGCCGGCCUGCUGGCCUUCCGCACGGGCCAAGUCACGCCGCUGGCCAAGACAACGACCACGCAGCGGUACCGCACGGAUACGCCGCACAUCGCAUGGCGUGCAUAG
Malassezia japonica is the source of this 1242-nucleotide messenger RNA. It is a transcript of the gene KAE1, whose product is annotated as N(6)-L-threonylcarbamoyladenine synthase. The record is from RefSeq and is a predicted model, not a curated record. The coding region runs from base 1 to 1242 and encodes 413 amino acids. Gene Ontology annotation, cellular component: cytoplasm; EKC/KEOPS complex. NCBI's taxonomy places the organism in Eukaryota, Fungi, Basidiomycota, Malasseziomycetes, Malasseziales, Malasseziaceae. The transcript has a single exon. Gene Ontology annotation, biological process: tRNA threonylcarbamoyladenosine modification.